UGAUCCCUUCCCUUCCCUUGCAUUGCCUCUGGCCUGCUAUUAAACCACUUUACCCUCACGUUGCAGGAAGGGAGAGGAACCUAGCUCCCUUUCCUAGCUUGCUUGCAAGUCCAAGAAACGAGAGGAGGGGAACAAGCCGAGAUCUCCAGCAUGGGUAGGGGAAGGAUUGAGAUCAAGAGGAUCGAGAACAACACGAGCCGGCAGGUCACCUUCUGCAAGCGCCGCAACGGGCUCCUCAAGAAGGCGUACGAGCUCUCCGUCCUCUGCGACGCCGAGGUGGCGCUCAUCGUGUUCUCCAGCCGCGGCCGCCUCUACGAGUACUCCAACAACAGCGUGAAGGCUACUAUUGAGAGGUACAAGAAGGCACAUGCCGUUGGAUCAUCAUCUGGGCCCCCACUCUUAGAGCUCAAUGCCCAGCAAUACUACCAGCAAGAAUCUGCAAAACUGCGCAACCAGAUCCAGAUGCUGCAGAACACUAACAGGCACUUGGUUGGUGAUUCGGUGGAAAACUUGUCACUCAAGGAGCUGAAGCAGCUUGAGAGCCGCCUUGAGAAAGGCAUUUCGAAGAUCAGGGCGAGGAAGAGUGAGCUGCUGUCUGCGGAGAUCAAUUACAUGGUGAAAAGGGAGACUGAGCUUCAGAAUGACCAUAUGAACCUCAGGAACAAGAUUGAGGAGGGGGAGCAGCAGCUGCAGCAGGUGACCGUGGCCCGGUCCGCUGCCGCCGCCGCCGCCAGUGUGGAGCUGAACCCAUUCCUGCAGAUGGACACCAAGUGCUUCUUCCCCGCUGGCCCCUUCGCGGCGCUGGACAUGAAGUGCUUCUUCCCCGGCGGAUUGCAGAUGCUGGAGGCACACCGCCAGAUGCUCACCACCGAGCUCAACCUUGGCUACCAGCUGGCGCCGGCGCCGAGCGACGACGCCGUCAAUAAUCCGCAUCAGUUGUUCUAACCUGCACGAUCGAGGAGCUUUUCAAGCGAUCUGUCGCCGAUAGAAGCUGGCAGUUCGUGGCCUCUAGAUGUUCUUGUAUUGGCUUCCGUGACCCUACUAGCUUGUUAUGAUGUGUGUUGCACCUUUUGUGUCUGAUUUUCUCCUUGCUAUGGAGAACUAAACCUAAUCAAUUAGUCAUAAAUGAUCAAAUGCUACAGCACC
Molecule: messenger RNA, 1146 nt
Organism: Setaria italica (foxtail millet)
Lineage: Eukaryota; Viridiplantae; Streptophyta; Magnoliopsida; Poales; Poaceae
Product: MADS-box transcription factor 13
Exons: 8
Coding region: 151-945 (264 amino acids)
Biological process (GO): positive regulation of transcription by RNA polymerase II
Cellular component (GO): nucleus
Molecular function (GO): protein dimerization activity; RNA polymerase II cis-regulatory region sequence-specific DNA binding; DNA-binding transcription factor activity, RNA polymerase II-specific
Source: RefSeq, a predicted model, not a curated record